Messenger RNA from Fulvia fulva, 1650 nucleotides. RefSeq lists its product as uncharacterized. The record is from RefSeq and is a predicted model, not a curated record. Lineage: Eukaryota; Fungi; Ascomycota; Dothideomycetes; Mycosphaerellales; Mycosphaerellaceae. The coding region runs from base 1 to 1650 and encodes 549 amino acids. The transcript is spliced from 2 exons.
AUGCCUCAAGAACAGGCACGAAGCGAAAGCUACCUUAUCGAAGCUGGAUCCCUCGGCUGCAUCGAGGGUGCAACACUUUCAUCUCCUACAGACUCGAAGGUACUGUGCCACUACUUCGGUGGUCUUCCGUAUGCACUGCCUCCAGUAGGGCCAUAUCGCUUCCGACAAGCGAGACCGCUGCCGCAUCACUAUCGCUAUGGCACAAGGAGCAACCCUGGCCGCUUCUCAGCAAGAGCAGCAGUAUGUCCUCAGCCGGGCUUCAUGGGACCAGCCGAUGAAUCUAUGUGGGACGAAAACUGUCUGCAAUUGAACAUAUACAUCCCAUCCGGGUCCGCUCCUAAGGAAGGCUGGCCAGUCUAUGUCUAUAUACAUGGUGGCUUCUUACAAUGGGGGAGCCCGAACAUGCCACCUGAGGCUCUCGCGCCACUCUUCGGCGAAACGUCUUUCAACGCCAUCAUGGUUGCUCCGGCCUAUCGUGUUAAUGCCCUAGGCUUCUUGGCUAGUAGAGAGCUCCAAGCUGAGGCAACGUUAUUAGGCGAGCCCACAGGUAACCAAGGUUUCUGGGACCAGAGGCUGGCGUUGGAGUGGACGUCGAACAACAUCGCGGCCUUUGGUGGCGAUCGUGACAAUAUAACCAUUGGAGGGUACUCGGCAGGGUCACAUAGCACUUUCCAACAGCUCGCUCACGAGCUGUACUUCGUCCCUGACCACAAGGCCGUCAUCAAAAGGGCCAUAAUGUGGUCUAAUUCUCCAGGGGUCCAGCCCAAGACACUACCCGAGCAUCAGAAACAAUUCGACGAGCUUUUAACUACGCUAGACAUCCCAUUGACAUUGAGCGCGAGUGAGAAGUUGGAACGACUGAGAAGAGUCAACUCACACGACUUGAUCUCAGCCCAAGGAAAGCUGAAACUCCAUGAAUUCAGAGCGCUGUCAGACGGCCACUUCAUCUCAAAGGACAUGAUCGCUAGCAUCAACAACGCAGAUUUCGCUCGGCGUAUGAAGGCUCGUGGAAUCAAGCUGAUGAAUGGGGAGUGUCGAGAUGAGCACCAUCUCUAUCAAGCAUGGCGAUCUCCAUCAGCAAGCUACGAAGCAGUCUUCACAAGACUGUGCGCCGACUACCCAGAACACGUAGUAAGACAACUCAUGGCCAAGCGAUGCGGCCCAGAGCGGCGUUUACCAGCUGGUAGCAAAGAUUGGCCAGAUGCGUUCGGCCGUCUCUACGCGGAUAUGCAGGUGCACGGGCUAGAGCGAGGCUUCCACCGUGCGCUGGUGAACGGCGGCUUAGAACCUGGCAAGGACCUUUUACGAUACCGUUUCGACUGGAGAACAAAGGGCACAGAGGUCAUCUACCCGCUAGCUUGGGGCGUGACGCACGCUACCGACAUGUCUAUCUGGUUCUGGGGACUAGACGGCGGCUUGCUUGAAGAAGAGAAACAGAUUCUGAGACCCUGGAAUCAGGCAUUCUCAGCCUUCGUGAAGGGGGAUAGCCUGGACUGGGGCACUCGCGACGUUCGAGAGAUGAGGCGACUACGAGCAGAUGGAGUGACGGACAUCUGGACUGAUGACCGAUGGAACGACGUCGAGGUGUGGGAUGCUGUCAAUGGCCAUGCAGGCAGUGGUAUCCUGGGCUGGAUCAGGUCCAAGCUUUAG